Messenger RNA from Athene cunicularia (burrowing owl), 1081 nucleotides. RefSeq names its product mitochondrial ribosomal protein L13 (gene MRPL13). The record is from RefSeq and is a predicted model, not a curated record. Gene Ontology annotation, molecular function: mRNA binding; structural constituent of ribosome. Gene Ontology annotation, cellular component: mitochondrial large ribosomal subunit; ribosome. Lineage: Eukaryota; Metazoa; Chordata; Aves; Strigiformes; Strigidae. Gene Ontology annotation, biological process: negative regulation of translation; translation. The transcript has 6 exons.
AUGUUAAGUACUGCCUCUCUUUCUCUUUAGCAAUGGGCAACUUUUGCCAGAGCCUGGUACCUUCUCGAUGCGAAGAUGCAGCCACCAGGGAAGAUAGCAGCUGCGACUGUACUCAGACUUGAAGGCAGGCAUAAACCUAUUUAUCAUGCACUAAGUGACUGUGGAGAUCAUGUUGUCAUAAUAAAUACAAGACAUAUUGCCUUCUCUGGAAACAAAUGGGAACAGAAGGUAUAUUCAUCACAUACUGGCUAUCCUGGUGGUUUCAAACAAGUGACAGCAACUCAGCUCCAUUUGAAGGAUCCAACUGCUAUUGUUAAACUGACUAUUUAUAGAAUGCUUCCAAAAAACCUUCAGAGAAGAACUAUGAUGCAGAGGCUGCACCUGUUUCCAGAAGAUGUUAUUCCAGAAGAUAUACAGAAGAAUCUUCUACAAGAGAUUCCUCAGCCACGUGUAGUCCCCAAGAGGUUAGAUGAAUAUACACCAGAAGAAAUUGCUGCAUUUCCGAAGGUUUGGACUCCACCUAAAGAUUUUCGAAGGAAGUAAUAACAAUAAAAGAAGUGCCAUUGGGAAUGUCUCUCCUCCUUGAAAAGAAGUUAUUUUUAACAUGGAAGCAUCUGUGCAUCUCAGUCAACCCUUCUGUACAGAAUGUUUUUGACAGGUGUUGUAUUUGGAAAGAUUAUAAAAAUUAUUGUAUUUGAAACAGUUAAGAAGAGAUACUACUUUGUUAAUACCAACUGUACUCUGUUGUAUGAUCUGAUAUUUAAUUACAUUUAUUUUCAUUCUAUUAUUAAAGAAUUGAUACAUUUGUAAUGAAUAUUUACAUCUCACGGAAACAGUACAUUGUUUGCUGAAAUGAAGUAUCUCGCUCUAAAAGUUGCAAAACUUGAAUUCCAUGAAGUAAGAGCAGUGAAUAUUUCUGGUCACAUUGUUCCCAUGAACAGCUCACUGUCAGUAAUUGAUCUGAUUUGCUCUUUGGCAAAACAGGUGAUGCAUCCUUAGAGUGUAAUGAGUGUGAGAAUGCCAGUCUUAGUUCAGAAAAAGGGAAUUGUUGGUGUAGAACUCAUUCUGUCUUUGGGGAUGU